AUGCACAACAUAUUCUCUAGAGUCAAUAAUGUCUCCGCGUUCUUGUCAUCAUGCAUGAUGACGCUGUUGGCUGCUAUUGCUCUAUCCUCAUUCCUGUUUACCGCAAGGCCCCAAGGAGACCUUACAGUCUCGUCUAUUAAAGUAGUAUCGUCUAAUGCUCGGAGAUACCCCAACAAAAAGCAGGAUUUGGCGUUCGUGCACUUCAAUAUAACAGCAGACCUGACUCCUUUAUUUCAUUGGAAUACUAAGCAGCUCUUUUUAUACCUCGAGGCUGAAUAUGCGAAUAAGCAAGGGGUCAAAAAUGAAGUCGUGAUCUGGGAUCGCAUUGUCAGAAAAAAAGAAGAUGCUGUCAUCAAGUUCGAAGGAAAAAACAAAUACGUCUUCCGUGACAUUUCGGCGUCGUUCAAUGGUGUACCGCCUGCGAGCUAUUCCCUAAAAUACAAUUUGAUGCCCUAUGUAGGAGUUCUACAAUAUGGUGAGGCGGCUCGAACUUCCGAACCUGUUGCUUUCCCAGCGACACAAUCACGCCUGUAG
This is a messenger RNA of Psilocybe cubensis, 534 nucleotides long. RefSeq lists its product as uncharacterized. Gene Ontology annotation, biological process: protein targeting to ER. The record is from RefSeq and is a predicted model, not a curated record. Lineage: Eukaryota; Fungi; Basidiomycota; Agaricomycetes; Agaricales; Agrocybaceae. The coding region runs from base 1 to 534 and encodes 177 amino acids. Gene Ontology annotation, cellular component: membrane; signal peptidase complex. The transcript has 5 exons.